AAGCCAAAAUAAAUAAAAAAUAUUACUCAAAGAUAUUAAUUUUUCGGUAUUCUUUGCAAAAAAAUUGCAAUCAUAAGAAUUAAUGAGUUGAGUUAUUUAAUUAAUUUGCAUUGGAGAUUACAGACAACAACAAAAAUGGCUGCCUGGCAGAUAUUUGUUACGUUGGCAUUAAUAUCAACUGUUUUUUGUGCAAAGUAUGAAGAGAAGUCAAAGGUACAAAUGUAUGUGAACAAAGUAGGGCCAUAUUUCAAUCCACAUGAAACCUAUCACUACUACCAGCUGCCUGUGUGCAGGCCGGAAAAGAUCGAGCAUAAAAGUUUAACUCUUGGCGAAGUACUAGAUGGUGAUAGAAUGGCAGUGUCAUUGUAUGAGAUCAACUUCAAACAGGAUGUUGAGAAGAAGGAACUAUGUAAAGUGAAAUUCACAGAAGCUGACCUACAGUUGCUUAGAGAUGCUAUAGAGGACCUUUACUACUUCGAAUUUGUCAUUGAUGACGUUCCAGUGCGAGGGUUUAUCGGGCACCUAGAAGAGGGCGGGUUCCUACCUCACACCCACAAAGUCUACUUGUGGGCUCAUUUACAUUUUAACGUCGAGUACAAUGGAAAUCAGAUUAUCUAUGCAAAUGUUUCCACAAAGGAGCAAGCACCUGUCAGCCUGGACGAGGUAUCAGCACCACUAGAAGUGGCCUUCACCUACAGUGUGAAGUGGUACCCAACAAGCAUGAAAUAUGAAGACAGAGCAAAACGAAUGAGGGACAAUAGCUUCUUUCCAAAAACAUUAGAGAUUCACUGGCUGUCAAUCAUUAACUCGAUGGUGCUCGUAUUUCUGUUGAUUGGUUUUGUUGUUAUUAUACUGUACAAAGAUUUGAAAUUUUCAUUUGCUCUUUAUGCAAGAGAUAAGACACGAGUACUGAAGUCAGAUUUUGCCAGAUAUAAUGUAGAUGAGGAAGAUAGUGAAGAUUUGGACCAAGAAGAAAAUGGCUGGAAAAUCAUACAUACAGACGUUUUUAGAUACCCUCCACAGAAAAACUUGUUCUGUGCUAUACUUGGUGUAGGAAUGCAGUUUCUAACAUUAGCUACAGGGAUUAUAAUAAUGGCAAUGUUGGGAAUGUUUAAUGUUCAUAGACAUGGACAGAUCAACUCUGCUGGAGUUAUACUUUAUGCAUUCACAUCUUGUAUCAGUGGUUAUAUAGCAACCAAUAUGUACAAGAAGAUGGGAGGAGAAAACUGGGUGUGGAACAUCAAUCUUACCUCUGCUUUAUUUGCUUUUCCGUUUUUCCUGGUCUGGGCAAUAGUGAAUACUGUUGCCUGGGGGUAUGGUACAACACAGGCACUUCCCUUUGGAACUAUAGUUCUGCUGAUGUGUCUCUGGAUGUUUGUUGGAUAUCCUUUAACUGUGAUUGGGGGAAUAUUUGGUAAAAAUUGGGCAAAUGGCUUUGAUGCCCCAUGUAGAACAAAAAAUAUUGCACGAGAAAUUCCUUCUGUUCCGUGGUAUAGGUCAGCAUUUGCUCAUUGUAUGGUUGGCGGAUUCCUACCUUUCAGUGCCAUAUCUGUAGAGUUGUAUUAUAUAUUUGCCACCCUGUGGGGACGUGAACAAUACACAUUGUACGGCAUACUUUUCAUUGUAUUUGGAAUCCUUCUUAGUGUGACAGCCUGUAUCUCUGUGGCAUUGACCUACUUCCAGCUCUCCGCUGAGGACUACCGCUGGUGGUGGAGAUCCAUUUUCAGUGCUGGGUCCACUGGUAUGUUCGUGUUCCUGUAUGCACUCUUCUACUACUACAAACGUUCAAACAUGUCCGGCCUGUUACAGAGCCUCGAGUUCUUCGGCUACACGGCGCUCACGUGCUACGUGUUCUUCCUCAUGCUUGGAACUGUGUCGUUCUUCGCAUCAUUGACAUUCGUGAGAUAUAUCUACGUAAACUUGAAGAUGGACUGAAAAGUGGUUAAACUUAGAUUGUAGAUUGGACAUGGUGAUAUAAAUAUUGAAAUAAAUUUUGACCACAAUAGACAUAAUGUCACUCUUAACAAUAUGUUUUAAAUCAUAUUUUAUAAGGACCUGUCAUCAGGCUUGCAAAAAAAUAGUUCCUGUAUCAUUGUGCCAAUUAUGAGAAAGUAGUCCUAGUGUGUGUAGGGUAAAAGUUCAAGACAUUCCAAAUUUUACCAGAUUUACGUACUGUGAUAUUAUUGGCAUGAAAUUUCAUGCUUUUAGCUAAAAACAGCUAUUUAAUGGAAAUACGAAUUUGUGGAUUUCAACAUUUGAAGAUUAGUUGAAUAUUAAAUUUAAUUUUUGUACAUUUUCAUGUAACAUGUUAAUUUACUGGAUAAUUUAUAACAGACAAGUCAUAUUUUAUUACGAGUACUCAUGCGCACAUUGAAGUCUCACCGUCUGAUAUCAUUUAUAACUUUUGUACGAUGUAGUAAAAAUGAAGAAAGGUUAAAAAAGUUUAAUGAUUGCCAUUCAGUGUCGGGGUAUAUGGUGACAAUAGUACAGGAAUUAUUUUAGGUGGCCAUGGGGUUUGCAAAAUUGGUUUCUGUUACUGUCCUUCUGUGAAUCAACUUCUUGACAUGCUUAUUCUCCAUAAUGACCUAGAAUCUAUGGAAGACUGAAUGCGUUAAUCUGGUUCGGUGUCUUCCCUCUUAACACAUUUGUACAGUAGGUAAUAACAGAUGUUAACUUUGAUUUAGCAAUGAGAUAAAUUCAAAAUGAGCCGUGCCAUGAGAAAACCAAUAUAGUGUGUUUGCGAUCAGCAUGGAUCCAGACCAGCCUGCUCAUCCGCGCAGUCUGGUCUGGAUCCAUGCUGUUCGCUAAUGAUUUCUCUUAUUGCAUUUGGCUUUGAAAGCGUACAGCAUGGAUCCUGACCAGACUGCACGGAUGCGCAGGCUGGUCUGGAUCCAUGCUGGUCGCAAACCCACUAUGUUGUUUUUUUUCAUGGCAUGGCUCAUUAAUGAAGCUUGAUUUGUUAAGAUUUUACUACAGUAAUACACUGAUCACUAGAGGUUGCAACUGGAUGUGUAAAAUGAUUGAAUUUUGUUUACUUCCUUAUUCUUGGUAGGGGUAAACACUUGAUUAUAAAGGUGGGUGGUCAGACCGUCAUGAUGAAAUUUGUCAGAAUACGACUUUUUUUCUUUGACAGAACUGAUACACGCCCAGCUUUGAUAUUAGCUUGUCAGAAAUUGAUUGGCAGUAAGAUAGUUUGGGGAAUAUAUCUUUUUAUCUGUGAAUACAUUUUAUUGCAUUGUUAUUUUGAUUAUGCCUGAGUAAAUGAUAUGAGAUAUCAGUUUGUUAUGUAAUAGUAUGCAAAUUUUAUGGAAAGCAGAAAAGAAACAGUUGUACAGUUUGAAAUAUAAUUUUUAUGUUAUAUACCUGACUGUGUAGAGAAUGUUUUUGCAGAGUAGUAUUCAGAAAAUUCACCUGUUUUUUUUGCUUCUUAAGAAGAUUACACUUAGUAUUAGACAUGAUUCUGAAGGUCUCCAAGGGAGGUAAUAGACAUGAUUCUGAAGGUCUCCAAGGGGGGUAAUAGGAACUCUUAAGAUGUCUCCAUCAGUUUGGAAUCAAUUGUAAAAAAAAGAUUUUGAUUGGGGUACUUCCUGUUUAAAUUUUAGCAAUUUAUGUUGAUAAAAAAUUUUAAAAUUGCAAGUUUGUCUUAAUUUAUUGCUGGAUCCAUAUGAAACCUCCAAAAUGUAUCUUGGCAUAAAAGCAGCAUACAGAUUAAAUUGUUGUUGAUUUUUUUUUUUUUUUAAAGUUCAAUUUUAGUAUUGGUAUUUAAGGUAGCGGACCUGUAAUGACAAUUAGCAAUUUCCUUUCGUUUACAUGUACUCAGUUAGGCAUUUUCCAGCUGUUACUAAAAAUAGUUUUCUGUUAUGUCCGAAGAAUGCCAAAAUCACCUACAGAGGGUACGUAAUUGCAUGGAAAUUAACAUUUGUCAGAACUGGUACACUACUUUAACAUUUUGUGGUAAACUACCUUAACAUUUUGUGGUACACUACCUUAACAUUUUGUCAUUAAUGGUACAUUACCUUAACAUUAAAUGUAUCUGAUUAGGUGUAAGAUGUUAUGGAAUUUUUUUAAAAAGAAACUGUAAAGGUUACUGCUGAGAGUGUGUAAGUUUAUAUUGCAAUGAAUCGGUCACAUGAUUCACAAAUGUGUGUUGCCUGUGGUUUUAAACAAAAAUUUAAGGUCCAUGUGUUUGUUAAAGAGUUAAGUCUUUGACUUAAAAGCAUUUUGGGCUUUAAAAAUGAGGGUUGAAAUAAUGGUUGUUUUUAUGUAAAGCAUGUAAGUUAUGACUAGAAGAAAAAAAUAUAAAUUUAUUUUAUAUGGUAAUAUAAAUAUAUAUAUAUAAAUUCAGUUAUUAAUGGAAAUUGUUUAAGUAGAAGAAUUUGUAGGUAUGUUUUGUUCAUUAAGUAUUUAUGUUUUUGACAUAUAAUUUUGACAUUGUAUUGCUUAUAGUAUGUUAUACACACACAGUCCAUUGAAUUUUACAAUGUUAAAUAAGGAAUAAUUUUGCAUACUGUACAUUUUGGUGUUUUCAUGUCACUUACAUUUCAAAUUGAAAAUAUCUGCUGCCUUUUUUGCUUUGUAAAGAAUAUGCAGCUAGAUGCUUGAUACAUACUCUUGAAUGGCUUGUCUUUGAUAAUCAAAACUAUUUGCUUUAGGUUAGAAGGACUGGUAGUUUUGACUAUGGACUGGUAAACUUUAUCGGCAUAAACUAAGGAAUAUGGAAUCAUGUAAUAUUUAUGAAAAUAGAUCACUGCAUGCUGUAGCAUUUGCUUAUGGAUGUUUUGUAUUAUUCAGUACAAUGCAGUAGCCCUUGAUAAAGUCUGUUAAUUUAUGAAAUGUGAAGGAAACAUUUUAACUGAAGAUCAUGUUUUCUGUUAUAUAAUGGUGAGCUUAGAUUGGCACCACCAUUAGUUGUUAAAGUGGGUCGAACCAAAGAUGCCUGUUGGCUGUAAUAUACCAGGAGUGCAAUGUACUGUUUGUACAUCUAUCCGCGUUUUCAAGGUGUGAUGAAUAUAAUUUGAGGUUAUUUGCAAACAUUAAGCUAUGGCUAAUAGUACCUGAUCUACUUUUCAAUCAUUGUAAUGUGAUAUCUAAUGCAGAAGGAAGAAUAAAUAUUAGAAAAAUAUAAAAUUGUUAAAAUUUUUCUUAGAUAUUUAAUGUGAUAGUCAAAAAAAAAAAACAUAAUUAUGUUUGCUGUUAACCCUUUACAGUACAUGUGCAUAAAUAACUUGUACAUUCCAUCAGAAUUUUAACAUGUUGGACAAACUGUUUCAUUUUUAUUAAGAUGGUUAAAGUGUUUGAAAUGGAGUAGUAAUUGUUGGGUAUUUUAUUAUUUGUCAAUAGUAAUUAUGACAUAAUUUUCUUUCUCCAGUGUGAAAAUUAAAUCUAGGUGCAUGUUUUCUUUGCAUACUAAUGUUUCUAUGUUAAAAAUGGUUCAUUUCGACACAUCUUGUGCCUAAAUGAUGUAGAACUUAAAAUUUUGUUUGAUUGAAUGUUUGUAUAUGGAAUGUAUCUGAUAGAAAUAGUUCUUAUGUGAAGUGAAGUUGUGCUUUCAUGAAUUUAGUAGUUUCUAUUGACUUGAUUUUGAAAUUAUGGCAAUAUGUUAACUAUAUUUAAGGAAGGAAAGAUGGGAUGUGUUCACGUGCCAUUAAAUCUGGAAUUUCACCAUGCAAUCUAAGAUAGUUGUUAAUGAUUAUAAACUCAACAAAACAAAACAGGCUGAUUGUAUGUUCUGUCGGUCCAAAAAGCUUCUUUAAUUUUAAACAAGGUGAGCCGUGCCAUGAGAAAACCAACAUAGUGGCUUUGCGACCAGCAUGGCUCCAGACCAGCCUGCGCAUCCGCGCAGUCUGGUCAGGAUCCAUGCUGUUCGCUUUCAAGCCUAUAGCAAUUAGAGAAACAGUUAGCGAACAGCAUGGAUCCUGACCAGACUGCGCGGAUGCGCAGGCUGGUCUGGAUCCAUGCUGGUCGCAAAGCCACUAUGUUGGUUUUCCCAUGGUGCGGCUCAGGUAUUCUAAUGAAACUUUACACAAGCAUGAUAAGAAGAUGAGUCAGUCAGAAUUGUACCUCAAAAGGUCAAGGUCACAGGCAAAAACACAAGCUCUAAACAUGAACCCACAAGCAAGUGCACUCAAGUUAGGUGGCAUUAAUUCCUCACUAGUAAUGUUUCUUGUUGAUAGUUUAACCCUUACCAUGCCAAAUUUCUAUAAUGAACUUGUCGGUCUUUCAAUUUGGACAGUACCAUUAACUGUUAAAAGGGGUGCAUACCAAAAAGAUACUGACUGAAUGGCGAACAGUGCAAAUCAUGAUCAGACUGCAUAGAUAUGCAGGCAGAUCAUGAUCGCACUGGCCACAAAGGCAGAAUAAAUCGUGUCCAGCAUGAUCAGGAUUAACUCAUAGACAUUACUGAAUGUUGUUGCUUCAUACGCUAAAACACAUUCUUUUGUUUAUCUUGUGUAACAGGUCUUUAAACCUAAUUUUAUCACUAGUACAAAUUACAUAUCUUGUAAAUUUGGUCUACAUUUUUUAAAUGCAUAGGGCAUGAACUUGUACAAAAGUUUUGUGUAGAACUAUUUUAACUUUUUGCUGGGUUUGUAUCUUUUAAGGCUUUUUUGCAGAAACUGUAUGUUAACUGUUCCAUAUUCUCUUCUACAUGAUUACAAUAGAAUUCCCCUUAGCCAAGAGCAUGUUAAAAUGGAACUCCUCCAAACAAAGCUUGUUGGCUGUUGUUACCAUAUAAAUACUCUGGAUCUCCACCAAACCAUGAGCAUGUUCGCUGUGUUAUUGGCUCUAUAAAUACUGGAUCUCCUCCAAAACAUGAGCAUGUUGGCUGUGUUAUUGUUUCUAUAAAUACACUGGAUCUCCUCCGAACCAUGAGCAUACUGGCUGUUGUUUCCAUAUAAAUACACUGGAUCUCCUCCAAAACAUGAGCAUGUCUGCUGUGUUAUUGUCUCUUUACAUACACUGGAAACUUUUUAAACACCAGGUAACAAGGGAAAAGUUCAGUUUUGAGAGGUUUUUGGUUUAGAAGGAUUACCAGUAUUUUCAGUAGAUGGACCUUCUUUUUGACCAAGACAAUUUUUACAUUUUGAGAGGUCUCUGCUUUUCAGGGAUUCUGUUUGAAGGACUUUUUGCUCUUUAGGCAUUCCAGUUUAGAGGGGUUUCUACUUUACUAGGCUAGAUUGAUUUCUGCCUUGCAGGGGUUCUGUUUUACAGUGGUUUCUCCUUUUUCAGGGUUAAUGGUUUAAAGGGGUUUCCACCUUUUAUGUGUUUUGGUUAGAGGGAUUCCAUUGCAUGUUUAUUGAUUUUAUAGUGCUGUAUUUAAUUGAGAUCCAGGACAAUUGUCCCUUGCAUGUAUGAACAUUAGUAAGGCUGUUUAUUUAUUGUUUUAUUUCUCAUUGUUAUUUGAUGUGUAUAUUAUUGGUAAAAUCUCAACCUAUGGAAACACUAUAUGUAAAAUAAAAGAAGAAAUACAA
Molecule: messenger RNA, 7469 nt
Organism: Mercenaria mercenaria
Lineage: Eukaryota; Metazoa; Mollusca; Bivalvia; Venerida; Veneridae
Product: transmembrane 9 superfamily member 1-like
Exons: 15
Coding region: 136-1935 (599 amino acids)
Biological process (GO): protein localization to membrane
Cellular component (GO): membrane
Source: RefSeq, a predicted model, not a curated record